Messenger RNA from Nymphalis io (European peacock), 1224 nucleotides. RefSeq names its product odorant receptor Or1-like (gene Or-63). The transcript is spliced from 8 exons. NCBI's taxonomy places the organism in Eukaryota, Metazoa, Arthropoda, Insecta, Lepidoptera, Nymphalidae. Gene Ontology annotation, molecular function: olfactory receptor activity; odorant binding. Gene Ontology annotation, biological process: sensory perception of smell; detection of chemical stimulus involved in sensory perception of smell. The record is from RefSeq and is a predicted model, not a curated record. Gene Ontology annotation, cellular component: plasma membrane. Bases 7 to 1224 code for a protein of 405 amino acids.
AGCAUUAUGGGAAUUUUCAUAAAUAAUUCAAAUUUUUCCAUCCGCUUGUCCUUAACGGUUCUGAGGCUGGCAGGAUUUUGGCCCCCCGAGGAUAUGAAGGGUAGACAUCGCUUACUUUACAAUUGCUAUGGUUUUGGUAUCUUCAUGUUUUUAUUGGGUACAUAUUUAAUAAUACAAAUAGUAGAUCUCUAUUUAAUUUGGGGUAACCUUCCCCUGAUGACCAGUACAGCGUUUGUCCUCUUCACUAACUUGGCACACGCUGCCAAGGUUGUGAAUAUAUUGGCAAGGAAGAAUAAAAUAAAGAAUAUUAUCGACAAUUCUGACAAAGUUCUCAGGAGUGAGAGAAGCGCUGAAGGCAGAGAGAUUGUACGAAGAUGCGAUCAAGAAACGAAGGUGCAGCAACUAAUGUUCUUUUUCCUAACCUUUGUCACUACCACGGGAUGGGCUAGUAGCCCUAAGAAGAACGAGCUACCGUUACGAGCGUGGUAUCCGUAUGACACGAGAAGUUCCCCAGCAUACGAAUUGACAUACUCCCAUCAGGUAAUAGCGAUUAUCGUGGCAGCGUUCCUCAAUGUGAGCAAGGACACCCUGGUGACAACUUUGAUAGCUCAAUGCAGGUGUCGUCUGCGUCUCGUGGGACUUUCCUUGAAGAAUUUGUGUAAUGAGGGUUAUAUUAUCGGAGAAUCAUCAUCCGGUGUUUCGCUGACUCCAUCACCCAAAACUCUCACCUUGAGACCAGAUCAAGAUCACCAAGUAAAGAUCCGUCUCCGUGCAUGCGCGGUACAGCAUCAGGAAGCUCUGGAAGCGGCACAGCAGCUUCAGCAAUGCUUUUCGGAACCGACGUUUGGACAGUUCGCAGUCUCUCUCGUCAUUAUAUGCGUGACUGCAUUUCAGCUAUUUUCUCAAUCCAGUAAUCUAGUUCGUUUGUUUUCUAUGGGCACGUAUCUGCUAAACAUGAUGUUCCAAGUUUUUCUCUACUGCUAUCAAGGACAUCAGCUCUCUAUGGAGAGUGAAGAAGUCGCCGGUGCAGCUUACGAUUUCCCGUGGUACGCGUGCAGUGUGAGCGUACGACGGUCAAUAAUUAUACUAAUGAGGAGAUGCCGUCGCGUUACCAAGAUCACAGCUGGUGGCUUUACUACUCUUUCAUUAGCUUCAUUUAUGGCUAUAAUAAAAACCUCAUAUUCGAUGUUCACGUUGCUGCAACAAGUCAAUGAGAGAAAUUAA